CAGAUUCACAAACGAUCGUAUCGUGUUAGCAUCGAGUCGUACAGCAAUCGAAUCGCGUCGAACAUCGUAACCAAACUCCACUAUUCAUCCAUCAUUUAUAUUCGUUCGUGAACUAAAUUCUUAUAAUAUUCAAAUCAACUCAUAAUGGCAUCACGUGGUCCAUCAUAUGGCCUCAGUGCCCAAGUAGCUAACAAAAUUGCUGGUAAACGUGAUCCUCAGCUUGAAGCUGAAGUGUUGGGAUGGAUCGAAGCUGUCCUUGGUGAACGAUUGCCAUCGGGCCCAUUUGAAGAAGUUCUUCGAGAUGGAACCAUUUUAUGCAGAUUGAUGAACAAAUUGAAACCAGGUGCCAUCCCCAAAAUCAACACCUCGGGGGGACAAUUCAAAAUGAUGGAAAACAUUAACAAGUUCCAAAAGGCAAUCAAGGAGUACGGUGUACCAGAUAUCGAUUGCUUUCAAACAGUCGAUUUGUAUGAACGACGAAACAUACCCCAAGUGACUCAAUGCAUUAUGGCUUUGGGCCGAACUUGUUAUUUGCAUCCGGAAUGGCCAGGUCCGUUCUUGGGACCGAAACCAGCCGAUGAAAACAAACGUAAUUUCACGGAAGAACAAUUACGUGCUGGUGAAGGUGUUAUCAAUUUACAAUACGGUACAAACAAAGGCGCAAAUGCUAGCGGUCUCAACUUUGGCAACACCCGACACAUGUAAAUGCUUUUACUCCAUUCAAAAAUAAAAACGAUCCAGCAUCUAGAGUCAGCCAACGAUACCUAGUAAUCAGUGAACAUCGCACAUACACACACCCAUACCAUAUUAAUAAAAUGUCAGACUGGCUUCCUGUUGCGAGGAAAUAUACCACCUACUGCCUUGGCCAACUACAACUGGGUUUCUAUCACAAAAAUACAUACAAGCUACGCCAACAUACUGUUGUUCCUUUUUCAGUGACAUGAUUUUUAAAAAUCUUCUAUUCUGCCUAAACCAAGGAAUAAAUGAAAAAAAACAGUGUUCACAUUGAACACAUUUAUUAAAUAAUAUUCAAACACAAAUCAAA
Molecule: messenger RNA, 1045 nt
Organism: Dermatophagoides farinae (American house dust mite)
Lineage: Eukaryota; Metazoa; Arthropoda; Arachnida; Sarcoptiformes; Pyroglyphidae
Gene: Mp20
Product: muscle-specific protein 20 transgelin
Biological process (GO): actomyosin structure organization; actin filament organization
Cellular component (GO): actin cytoskeleton
Molecular function (GO): actin filament binding
Source: RefSeq, a predicted model, not a curated record